This is a messenger RNA of Neltuma alba, 1472 nucleotides long. RefSeq names its product protein TIC 20-IV, chloroplastic. The record is from RefSeq and is a predicted model, not a curated record. The coding region runs from base 100 to 876 and encodes 258 amino acids. Lineage: Eukaryota; Viridiplantae; Streptophyta; Magnoliopsida; Fabales; Fabaceae. The transcript has 3 exons.
UCCCCCUCUUUGUUUGAGGCGCAAGUCAGAGAGGAUGCAGCUGUCCAACUUUUAGGUUUUCGAAUCCAGUUUGAUCCAAAAACCAUUCUCUCAUCGGGUAUGGCUCCUGCACUCAUAAGGGCUUCGCCUUCUCCUUUUCUCUGCACUUUUCCGUCCGAUUCCGUCAGGAAUAAAGAUCUAAAGCCAAAUAGCCACAGCUUUGCAUGCAAUGUUAAAGGGAAAUCGUUUCUUCAAAUAACUGCAGUCUCAUCUCCUCUGUUUAAAGGAGGUCAAGCUGGCCCAUUAGUUACACUCCCUACGGUCUCUCAAAGACGCAAAUCUAUGACAUGCAGACAAGCUUACAUAUAUCACUCUUCCGGCUUCCGAAUUCCUUCAACAGCUGAAAAGCCAGAAUGGUGGUGGAGGACAUUGUCCUGUAUUCCCUAUCUAAUAUCAUUGAAGAUGUCCGACACCGGAUUCUAUAUUCAGCCAUUUAUUGAAAACUUUAAAUGCUUUCAAGAUUUGGUUUAUUACAUCCCAGGAGCUGUCAAUCGACUGCCAUGCUGGUUUCCAAUGAUAUAUUGCUAUUUGGCAGUUGUUGUCGUCGUAAAAAAUAAGGACUGGCCACUUCUCUUCAGAUUCCACGUAAUGAUGGGAAUCUUGUUGGAAAUUGCUCUGCAAGUGCUAUGGUAUUCAAGCAAUUUCAUGCCACUAGUACACUUCAAUGGAACAUUUGGAAUGUACUACUGGGCUGGCGUGGCAUUGGCUUAUGUUCUAAUAAUGAUGGAGUGCAUAAGGUGUGCCCUCCUCGGUACGUUUGUGAAUAUCCCUCUUAUUAGUGAGUCGGCUUUUCUUCAUUCUCUGUUUCAUUUGGGAGGAUUCGGGAGGCCUUUCUAAGAAGCCGGAACCAUCUUGUACCAGAGGUUUGGCAGCCAAAGGAAGGGUUGUUUCUAUCAUGGUAUUAUUUCCAUAUAAAGAGAUUAGGAAAAACUCGAUAGUUGAGUUUCAGAUCCAGAAGGUUGUGAACCUGAAAAGCAAUUUUUGUACCUGCGGUGUUUAAAGUAGUUUAUGUCCAGUUAAUUUCUUCUUGUGGUGAGUGGUUCUGUGAUUUGUAAUAAACAUAGAUUGCUAAGCUUAGAAAAUAGCGCAGACUUUGUCCAAGUGCUCAUGCCUAUGAUCGCAUCGCAAAGUUAUGGCGUGAAGAGCUAGGCGUCUCGCCUAAAAUUCCUGUAUUUGAUGGAUAUUUGGGAUUCGAGGAGGAGACACGCCUGUUAUUCGGGCGGAAGAGACUAAGAAAGAAGUUUUAUGAUAUCCGUAUGGAAUAAUUAAGGAUUUUACAUUGUCGGUGCUUUUUUCCAAUUGGGUGCCCCACAUCUUCCCUAGCUGGGUCCUCAGUGGCGUCACUCCUCCUUGCAUGUCCCAUCCAACUUUUCGAACAGAACAACAUUAAUGUAACUUGACCGGAGCGAAAAAGUGGUUUUUGAUUAGACAAA